Syzygium oleosum is the source of this 4043-nucleotide messenger RNA. Its product is annotated as disease resistance protein L6-like. The transcript has 5 exons. Gene Ontology annotation, molecular function: ATP hydrolysis activity; ADP binding. Gene Ontology annotation, biological process: defense response; signal transduction. The coding region runs from base 153 to 3797 and encodes 1214 amino acids. NCBI's taxonomy places the organism in Eukaryota, Viridiplantae, Streptophyta, Magnoliopsida, Myrtales, Myrtaceae. The record is from RefSeq and is a predicted model, not a curated record.
ACCUAAUGACGAAGUCUUUUCUAAUGUUUUUUUCUCUGUCGUAUGGUGUAUUCCUCGCAUGAAAGUCCUUCCCGUCAACGCGGCUAAUAACCUGGAAUCGCUUCUGCAGAGCAGGCCAGAUUUCGUCUGUCAGUGAGCUAGAGAAGGAGGUGAUGGACUGUUUGCGUUGCCUGUGUUUUACAGGCAAAAGGAGAAGGCCGGGGUCGGUCUCUUCACUGCCUCCUCCACCCCCCCCUCCGUCGCUGCCCCCGCCACCAUCGUCGCCGCCGCAUCCGUCGCCCCUGCCUCUGUCUCCACCGCAUCCAACGCCCCUGCCUCUGUCUCAGCCGCUGCCGCCCCCCCUGCCGCCGCCGCCACCCCUGCCACCACCUCCGCCUCCACCUCUGCCUCCCUCAUCAAGAAACAAUUACGAAGUUUUCUUGAGUUUUAGAGGUCCCGAUACUCGCCAGGGAUUUGCAGAUUGCCUCUACAGCAGCCUGAUUAAUGCAAGGAUCAUUGUCUUUAGAGACGAUAAUGAACUUGAUCCUGGAGAUAAUAUCCCUGAUGCAUUGGUUCAAUCCAUAAAGCAAUCCAAGAUAUCAAUACCUAUUAUCUCCAAGAAUUAUGCAUCCAGUAAGAGUUGUCUCAUGGAAUUGGCCCAAAUGGUGGAAUGCAACGAAGCAGACGCUCAAAUGAUCGUGCCCAUUUUCUAUGAUAUUGACCCCGCUGAUUUAAAAUACCAACGUGGAUGUGUUGGGGAGUCCUUCAGCAAGCACGAGCGCCGUGGAAUUGACCGCGAGGUCAUUACAAAAUGGAAGGAGGCUCUCGAAAAGAUUGCUGAUAUGAAGGGCCAUGAUCUGCAGAAAACAAAAAUUGGUCAGGGUGCAAUCAUAGAGAGAGUUGUUUCAUAUUUUCUGGACUGGUUGAAGAAGAAUGAUUUAGAUGUGACUGACGGUUUAGUGGGCAUGGAACCCCACGUACGGGAGGUUAUGAAAAAGCUUGGUGUCAUCUAUGUCAAUGAGCAGGCAACCGGAGUAUAUGACAAAGAUGUACGUGUACUUGGAAUAUGCGGCAUGCCAGGGAUUGGCAAGACUACCCUUGCAAAGGCUGUGUACAACAAAAUCCAUCGUCUCUUUCAACGUUGUAGUUUUCUUUCAAUUAUUGGAGAAAAUGGUGCAUCCAAUGGACUCAUCAUGGGCCUCCAAGAACAGCUAAUCUCAGACCUCCUAAGGAAAGAACGUAGAAGGCUAGGAACUCUUGACGAAGGGACUAACGUCAUAAAAACUUCAUUUAGGGAAAUGAAAGUUCUCAUUCUCCUUGAUGAUGUGUAUAGUUUUGACCAAAUCAAGCAUUUAGUUAGGGAAUUCAAAUGGUUUGGCCCAGGAAGCAGGAUUCUCAUGACAGUUAGAAGAAUUGACGUUCUUGAUGGUUACCGAGAUGGAGUGGCUGAUAAGUAUGAGGUUGGAGAAAUGGGGCUUCGUCAAGCUCUUCAACUUUUCCGCAUGCAUGCUUUUAGUACUCGCGAAGAGGAGGAUGAGUAUGAUUCUUUGUCCAGAGAUAUUGUUGACACUAUUGGAGGGAUUCCUUUGGCAAUUGAAGUAAUAGCGUCAUACUUGCAUAAGGAUAAGGGGGAGGGGGAAAGACAAACAUGGGAAGCUACAUUUGAUAGCUUAACAAGGCCGCCAGAAGAUAAAUUUCAAAAAGUGAUCCAGUUAAGCUAUGACUCUUUGCAUGAAGAGACGAAAGAGAUAUUUCUCGAUAUAGCAUGUUUUUUCAUUGGAGUGGAUCAGAGAAUUCCCCCAUACAUGUGGCGUGCAUGUGAAUGUGAUCCAAGACGAAUCAAAAUUCUCCGUGACAUGAGUUUGGUCAAAAUAAGAGAAAACAACGAAUUAUGGAUGCAUAGUCAAAUAAGAGAGUUUGGCAAGGAAACCGUUAGGAUGCAAGAUCGCCACGAGCCUCAAAACCGAAGUAGGUUAUGGAAUCACACUGAUGCACUUUCCACGCUUAAUGGAGAGGAGGGUCCUAGUAAGGUGGAAGCCCUUGGUCUCACGUUUGAUAAGGGACAAAGUGAGUGUUCUAGAUGUGAAAGAUUUAGCCAUCUACGGCUCUUGAGGUUCUUGAGAUUGGACCAGGCUACUGUAGGAGGGAGUUCUGAGAAUGUUCUUUCAAAUUUAAGGUGGCUUGAUUGGCAAGGGUGCAGCCACAUCUCUGAACUACUUAUUUUCCAUAUGGAGAAACUGGUCAUUCUUGAUCUAUCUCGCAGUAAGGUCACUGGAGGUUCACAAGAAUGGGGACAAGUCCUGAAGAAGGCAAAGGAAUUGAAAGUUUUGAACCUAAGUAGCUGUCGCGACCUGAAUACUUUUCCAGACUUCCGUGCUUCAAUGUACUUAGAGAGAUUAAUCCUGGAACAUUGUUCGGCACUAUCCCAAAUUGGUCCAUUGAUAGGUAAUCUAAAGAAAUUAGUCUCCUUAAAUCUUAAGUUCUGCACAUUCAUCAGCGCCUUGCCGCAAGAACUGUGUCAUAUGAAAGAUUUGAAAGAACUUCUGAUUGAUGGAACUGCCAUUAGUGAGAUUGAUUUCAAACCAGCCUCCAUGGAGAAACUUAAAAUUCUGAGCGCUUGCCAAUGUAAACGUUUGGCUCAUAUAUCAGACUCUAUUGGUCACUUGGAAUCUCUUGAGCAUCUUCGACUGGAUGGUGCCGCUAUUCAUAGGCUACCAAAUUCUAUUGGAUCCUUAAAGAAACUUCAGAGCCUGCUUCUAGGAAAUUGUCGGAAUUUACCUCGGCUUCCUUAUUCCAUUGGGAAUCUCGAGUCACUGGAAGUCAUGGAUCUAUCAGGCACCAAGAUUGCUAGAUUACCCAGGUCUGUCAAGCAUCUGAAAAAUUUGAAGGUGCUGAAGAUGCGGAAAACUGACUUAAGAGAAUUCCCCAAAGAUAUAAAAAAUCUAGAACGGCUGGAAGAGAUAGAUCUUUCACAAUGCAGGAAUCUGAAGGGGCAGAUUCAGUGUGAUAUCAGUGAAUUAUCCUCUUUGAAGAUCUUGAGAUUAUCAUCUACCGGGGUUUCUGGCCUACCCUGGAGUGAUGGCAGGAUUUGUGAUGAAGAAACACUUUCAUUGCUCUCUUGUCUCCAACAACUAGAUCUAAGUGAAUGUGACCAAGUUCGGACUCUGCGAAGACUUCCAUCUAGUUUAAGCAUUCUUCGCUGGGGAUCAAAAAAAAUGAGGAUGAUGCCAGACCUUUCCUACUUGAGAAACUUGAAAGAGCUGUGCUUGGGUGAUAACUUGGGUGAUGUUACUGAUCCAAUGCAGAAUUCUUCCUCUGAGCCACCACAAAUUGGAUGGUUAACAAGACUAGUGAAUCUAGAAAUCUUGGAGUUGUGCCUCUCAAAGAUUACCACGCUACCUGAAAAUUUUAGUGAACUUCAACUUAGAAAACUUGUUUUGCACUACCCAAACUUGCUUGACCUCCGACAGCUACCCUCUAGCCUAUCAGUAUUGUGCCUUCAGCACUGCAAGAUUGAUGAUUCACAAUUUUCUAUGGUGAGAGGUCUAUCUGAAUUAGAACUCAAACACUGUCACUUGGCAGAGACUGCAGAGACUGUCACUCUUGGAGAUUUGGGGCGAUUGGAACUUCUGAAAAUAUCCAACUGCAAUGUGCGAGCACUUGAUGGGCUGGAAAUUUUGCCUCGUUUUAGAAGGCUCACUUUGUUCAACUGCCUUUCAUUGACCGGAUUACCAGAUCGAACAAAACGUACAUUUGAAAUCGAUGGGAAAAAUUUCCCAGAAGAACAAAUAGUCGGCAGUUAUGAUUCCGACUUAUGAGUGAAGAUCUUACUGCAGCAACGGAUAUCCGGUCUAUCUUCAAUAAAAAGUUGGAGGCUUUUCUGAAAGAUGCAUAUUGCUACUUUCUGCUGUCCUCGACUUGAACAUCUGUACAACUCCAUGAAGCACCAGUUGGUCUUUUUCUCUUUUGGCUAAAACAGUUCCUGCAGUCAAAUUUCUGGGUAGUGUCCUCUUCACCUCGUGGGCUUGGAACUUCUCUGUUGGAAGGCCUGACCUUGCGAGCUU